Messenger RNA from Morone saxatilis (striped sea-bass), 2135 nucleotides. It is a transcript of the gene mettl22, whose product is annotated as methyltransferase like 22. The transcript is spliced from 5 exons. Gene Ontology annotation, cellular component: nucleus. Gene Ontology annotation, molecular function: protein methyltransferase activity. NCBI's taxonomy places the organism in Eukaryota, Metazoa, Chordata, Actinopteri, Moronidae. Gene Ontology annotation, biological process: protein methylation. The coding region runs from base 1242 to 1859 and encodes 205 amino acids. The record is from RefSeq and is a predicted model, not a curated record.
GGUCUGGAGGACCUAGAAAGGCGCUAUACAAGUACACGUCGACUUACCAUUUACUCUGAUUUCUGCUUUCAAUGACCUCGGAGUUCCUCUCUCACCAGAGAAAACAGGAGGUCUCUGCACGUCCCUGGAAUUUCUUGGCAUUAUCACUCCAAGCCCACGAGAAAGUACACAGGAUUUCCUUACUCAUUUAAAAUUUCCUCCUGACUCACAGAUGCACUAAAUAACAACUUCUCUUGCCGCUCAGCCACCUAAACUACACCAUCUGCACCUCCUUUCCAUAACCUCCUCCCUCCCAUCUCUCCACGACCAUGUCACACCAGACGAUGCAUGUAAAUGUAGUUAAAAUUAUGGCACUAGUUCCUCUCAUCAUGGAACGGCAUUUCAUUCUUUUACGACUAUCGAAACACUAAGGCAGAAGACGUCCAGCUAUUCACAGACGCAGCACCUUCUGCCGGCUUUGGCAGCUACUUCGGCGACAGGUAGUUUUCAGCCAAAUGGCCGCCUAAAUUUUCAUCUCUCUUCUUCAAAUUACCCUGUAAGAUUAAUAUAAUAUAAAGUAUAUCUUCUUUUUCUUCUUUUUCUUAAACAUAGCAGCUAUUCUUUGGAGUCACAAAUGGUCCAACAAAAAAACAUCACCACCACCAUCCGAUAUCAUAAACAAGGGACACUUCCUAGACAUAAUGCAGUAUAUACGGAAGCUCACACUAGUAUCAGCCCAGCAUCAAUUCAUUCCUGAGCCUCUCACAUCCCAGGUCACAAAAAAAACACAAUCGCUGACGCACUUGCUUCUCGUCGAGCACCAGCCUCCAACGCUGUUCUGACUCCAGUCAUGCCGUUUUCAUCCACCAUCUUCAACUGACUCCCCAGAUGACAAUCUGGUUGCUGUUUACCUUUGAUCAAUGUCUUUACACUCUCUAGCUUUAUCCCGUUCACCUGCUCAAGAUUAACAUACUCACACAAAAUCGUUUUCGUCACUUCCGCCAAAUCAUGUCCAAUCAUGAAUGUCCCCAGAUAGGAAUGUCAACCUUUAUCCCGUCAUUUUUUUCUAUUAUCUUUUGGUAAUUAUAAUUUGAUAACCAUUAAUUGAUUAAACUAAUACAGUUUGGACCCCUGUAACACCCUACGACGUGGAGCCCGAUAGCAGGUAAACAAAUCGAGUCCACUCUACCUGUGUGAAUCAUUGUUCCCCAUGUAUUGGACUCCCAUAAGUGGUGUUUCAUAUUAAAAAAGCAUUAAGCCUUAUGUCUUUUUUUUAUUCACAUCAGGUGUGGCGAGGGGCAUUGCUCUUGGCUGAUUUCAUCCUCUCUAAACCAGCCACAUUCAGAGGAGCUACAGUCCUAGAGCUGGGUGCAGGAACAGGCUUAACCAGCAUCAUCAUGGCAACCAUAGCCAAAACAGUGUACUGCACAGGUGUGGGAGAAGACCUAUCUAAAGGCAUGUUCCCAUUAGAGGUGCAAUAUGAAUCACAUAACUACGUAAUACUCCACAGUCUGACAAGCAAGCAGAAAAAAUAUUUAGAUCUGUUUUUUGUGUCACCAGUUUGCUAUGAUGAUGAUCUGACAGAUGGCCUUUUCCGAACACUGUACCAACUCUGCAGUAACUUUACCCACACCUGCACUGUCUUCAUCUCCAUAGAGAAAAGGAUGAACUUCACCCUGCAACACAUGGAUGUUUCCUGCGAAGCCUAUGACCAUUUCAGACACUGUCUGUCCCAACUCCAUGACCUGGUGGAUGGACGAUGCAGCUUCAGCGUGGAGCAGCUCCCUUCUAACUUUGCACAGUUUCUUCUGUAUGAACGCAUUGAGCAAUUGGAGCUGUGGAAGGUGAUCGUCACUCCACUUCCAUUUGACCCGGUAUAAUUCUGAGCUCUUUUCAUCUUGACCUGGACUUACAUCCGAGUGGUGUUAACAUUGAACUCUCCCCAGAAUGUAGCAUACAAAGCUCUAGUUAAUAGUUGAACGUUUGAAAUCUAAAAUAUAAAAACUCUCAUCAGGGAGAUUGAAAAAUUAGCAAUUGAUUAAUUGCAAGAAUGUAGCAUACGUUUCUUUUUCAACUAGAGCUGAAUGUUUCCCUAGAUGUUUAUACAGUAUGUCUAAUUAAAAACAUGAUCAAUAAAAUUGUGGCUAUCAUUUUUA